AUGGGGGCAAACAUCUCUAGCAAGUCACCACCCUUUGAUGGGAAUGAGGAYGUUACCUUCGACCAUUUUGAGAUUUUGAGAGCUAUUGGRAAGGGCAGCUUUGGAAAAGUCUGCGUGGUGCAAAAGACUGACACCAAGAAAAUGUACGCCAUGAAAUACAUGAACAAACGCAAGUGUGUGGAGCGCAAUGAAGUGAGGAAUGUUUUCAAGGAGCUGCAGAUCAUGCAGGGCCUGGAACACCCUUUCUUGGUUAAUUUAUGGUACUCAUUCCAGGAUGAAGAGGAUAUGUUCAUGGUGGUCGACCUGCUGCUUGGAGGGGACCUGCGCUAUCAUCUGCAACAAAACGUGCGAUUCCGAGAGGGAACGGUGAAACUCUUCAUCUGUGAGCUGGUGCUGGCCCUCGACUACUUGCAGAGCAGGCACAUCAUCCACAGAGAUAUCAAGCCUGACAACAUUUUACUGGAUGAGCACGGCCAUGUGCACAUCACCGAUUUCAAUAUUGCCACRAUGCUGACGAAGGAGAGCCACGUCACCACCAUCGCUGGCACMAAGCCCUACAUGGCACCUGAAAUGUUCAAUUCCACAAAACCCACGGGCUACUCCUUCGCCGUGGACUGGUGGUCCCUGGGGGUCACUGCCUACGAGCUGCUCAGGACUCGGGUACGCCCUCUGCCUGCUCCACAGAAUGUGCCUUGUGGGGAUGGUCUCACCUCUUCCCUUUAUCUCUUGCUGCAGCUGCUCGAACUGAACCCCGAGAAACGUUUUUCUCARCUGAAGGACAUCCAGGCCUUCCCGUAUCUGUCUGAUGUGAACUGGGAUGCUGUUCUCCACAAAAGGAUAAUGCCAGAAUUCAUUCCCAUGAAAGGCAUACUGAACUGUGACCCAACCUUUGAACUGGAAGAAAUGAUCCUGGAAUCCAAACCUCUUCACAAAAAAAAAAAGCGCUUGUCUAAGAAGGAGAAAGAUCCCAGCAAAAGCAAUUCAUCCCAGGCCAGCCACCUCCAGAAGCACCUGGAAAUGCUCCAGAGGGACUUCAUAGUUUUCAACAGAGAGAAGGUAAGACCCCACCAUGACAGCAUCCAGGAGACCAUGACAAAAAGUGGAGGCACACGCAGGGAGGACAACCAGAACAACACCCUCUGAGAACAGCAC
Malurus melanocephalus (red-backed fairy wren) is the source of this 1152-nucleotide messenger RNA. It is a transcript of the gene STK32A, whose product is annotated as serine/threonine kinase 32A. Bases 1 to 1143 code for a protein of 380 amino acids. NCBI's taxonomy places the organism in Eukaryota, Metazoa, Chordata, Aves, Passeriformes, Maluridae. Gene Ontology annotation, biological process: protein phosphorylation; regulation of signal transduction; G protein-coupled receptor signaling pathway. Gene Ontology annotation, molecular function: G protein-coupled receptor kinase activity; G protein-coupled receptor binding; ATP binding. The record is from RefSeq and is a predicted model, not a curated record. The transcript has 11 exons.